Molecule: messenger RNA, 1533 nt
Organism: Coccinella septempunctata (seven-spotted ladybird)
Lineage: Eukaryota; Metazoa; Arthropoda; Insecta; Coleoptera; Coccinellidae
Exons: 1
Coding region: 1-1533 (510 amino acids)
Source: RefSeq, a predicted model, not a curated record
AUGUUGAAACAGCGAAAAUAUAUAACAUCCCAAGAGGCCAAAGAAAUGAAAUCAUACAACACUGUAGCCCCAAGAAUUUAUGGAAACCCAAAACUACAUAAAGAGGGAAACCCACUGAGACCAAUUAUUUCCAGCAUAGGAAGUCCAAUGAAUUCACUGUCUAAAUUUAUGGCGGAUACGCUGAAAAGUGCAUACAAUACUGACAAUAAAUACUAUGUAAAAGACACAUUCCAGUAUGCACAAGAAAUCAAUGACUUUGAAAUACCAGACGAUCAUAGACUGAUAUCCCUCGACGUUGUGAAUCUAUUCGGGAAUCUAGAAAAGAGUAAAAUUAUUGAAGUUCUUAAGCUUGAGUGGAACAAUAUAAAACAACACACCAAAAUAGAUAUGGAAUUGUUUAUGGAAGUAGUCACCUUUCUCCUUGAAAACAAUUAUUGUACGUUCCAGGGAGAAUUUUAUCGACAAGUUUUUGGAUGCGCAAUGGGGUCCAAGUUAUCCCCCAUCUUGGCACAAUAUGUUAUGGACCAUCAAUUGAACUUGACCUUACCUAAGUUACCGUAUACUGUUCUAAUAUUGAAGAAAUUUGUAGAUGACCUUUUUAUGAUAGUACCAGAAACAGAAAUCCAACUAACACUUGAUUGUUUCAACUCUCUCUGCGCAGAUAUACAGUUCACAUUAGAAACAGAAGAUACACAACAGUCAGUAACAUUCCUAGACACCAGAGCAUAUAGACAUGACAAUAAAGUAAAGUUAAAAUGGUACAGAAAGAACACUCUUUCAGAUAAGAUCAUUCAUUUCUAUUCAGACCAAAACAUAAAUGUAAAAAUCAACACAAUAAAUCAAAUGAAAAAAAGGAUAUCAAAAAUAUGUCAUAAGUCAUUCAUAGAAGAAGGAAUAAGAAAACUACAUCAUAUCCUUAGAGAAAAUGCAUACCCUAACAGCAUGUUAAAGAAACUAUUGUAUGCAAACAGUGAAACACAGACUGGACAGACAGAAGAACAAAAUAUGACAACAACUAGGACACAUUAUGCAUCGUACCCUAAUAUUACUAACUUAACAGGAAAAUUGAAAAAUGUGUUUAGAGAAGAUAAUGUCAAAAUUGCAGUUUAUAACCAAAAAACCAUAAGGUCCUUGUAUACCAAAAUAAAAGACCCUAUACCAACACCCCUACAAAGUAAUGUAGUUUACAAAAUAAAUUGUGAAAACUGCGAUAAAUGUUAUAUUGGACACACCUCACAAUGGGUAAAAAGUAGAAUGGCGCUACAUAAGUCGGAUAUAAGGAAAUAUCCAGAAAGAUGUGCUUUGGCUGCUCAUGCACAUAGUCUGGAUCAUCAUAUAGAUUUUGAAAAUGUGGAGAUAUUAAAAACAGAAAGUAAUUACCAGAAGAGAUUGAUACACGAGAUGAUAAAUAUAAACAAAGAAAAAAACACUCUAAACAAAAAGACGGAUACAAAUAAACUAAGUUCCAUAUACAGUUAUUUGUUAGAGAAGUUGGAAAUGAGUGGCUUUUAUGACGGUCCUGUAGAUGAGUAG